Entrophospora sp. SA101 is the source of this 165-nucleotide messenger RNA. Lineage: Eukaryota; Fungi; Glomeromycota; Glomeromycetes; Entrophosporales; Entrophosporaceae. The record is from the annotation of a GenBank genome assembly.
AUGGAAAUUGGCAUGCCACCAAUUCUAGCAUUAUGGACUUCUAAAGCUGAUGUUAUUGUUGGCUUACAUGAUGGAUUGGAAGAAUAUUUAAAUAAUACUGACAAAAAUUGGAUAUAUUCUGGUAUAUAUGCUGUUAUACAAUUCAAUGAAGGAACAAAACAAUAG